AUGCAUGUGUGGGUGCAUGCCCAUGCUUUUGGGGGCUGGCUGGGUGCCCUGGCGCUGCUGGGCGCCCUGGUGCUGUGCCACGGCCUGCGCCGUCCCGGCAGCCCCCCGCACCACCCCCACGUCCACUGCUACAGCGCGGGCGAGCUGCGGGACGGCGAGGCCCCCGCGCACCUCCUGGGCCGCAGCCUGCGCUGGGACCACUACGUGCCGGUGCAGCUGGUGCCGCAGCUGGAGCGCUUGCAGGAGGCCACCGCCGGCCAUCGCCGCCACCGCCGCCACCACCACAGCGAGCGUGCCUGCCCCGCGCUGCAGCUUCGCGCCGGCCUCCACAGCGAGCCCAAUGAGCGCUCCAUCUCCCCAUGGCGCUACCGCAUCGAUGAGGACGAGAACCGCUACCCGCGCAAGCUGGCCUUCGCCGAGUGCCUCUGCAGCGGCUGCGUGGACGUCAAGACGGGGCGGGAGACGACGUCACUCAACUCGGUGGCCAUCCACCAGACCAUGAUGGUCCUGCGGCGCAAGCCCUGUCCGCGUCCCACCAGCCCCGGCCUCGUCACCUUCGAGGUGGACUACAUCAGGGUGCCGGUGGGCUGCACCUGUGUCCUGCCCCGCACCGGGCGCUGA
Molecule: messenger RNA, 621 nt
Organism: Gavia stellata (red-throated loon)
Lineage: Eukaryota; Metazoa; Chordata; Aves; Gaviiformes; Gaviidae
Gene: IL17C
Product: interleukin 17C
Exons: 3
Coding region: 1-621 (206 amino acids)
Biological process (GO): inflammatory response
Cellular component (GO): extracellular region
Molecular function (GO): cytokine activity
Source: RefSeq, a predicted model, not a curated record